CCGUGUAUAAAAGCCCCACAAUCCCUCACAUUUGCAGUGACUGUUGCUGCUGCUGCAAUUCCUCGCUGCAACACCACCAUGAAGGUUCUAGCAAUUCUCGCUCUGUUCGGUGCCAUCGUGGCAUGCCAAGCCUAUCGUAAAAAGGGAUACGGAUACGGUGGUUACAGAGGUGGCUAUGGCGGUGGCUAUGGCGGCCUAGGUGGUUACGGUGGCGGUUAUGGCGGUUACGGUGGCAGCUGGGGCGGAUAUGGCGGUUACGGUGGCGGUUAUGGCGGCUACGGCGGCGGUUACGGUGGCGGUUAUGGCGGCUACGGCGGCGGUUACGGUGGCGGCUAUGGCGGUUACGGUGGCGGCUUCGGCAAAUGGGGCGGUUACGGUGGUGGUUAUGGCGGCUACGGUGGCGGCUAUGGUGGAGGCUAUGGCGGCUAUGGUGGCGGCUUUGGUGGCGGCUAUGGUGGCGGCUAUGGUGGCGGCUUCGGUGGCGGCUAUGGCGGUUAUGGUGGUGGCUGGGGCGGAGGCUUCGGUGGCUACAAGAAAUUGGGUUAUGGAGGCUUUGGUGGUUCCGGUGGCGGCUAUGGAGGUUACGGUGGCGGUUAUGGUGGCGGCUAUGGUGGUUAUGGCGGUUAUGGUGGCGGCUAUGGCGGUUACGGUGGCGGUUAUGGUGGCGGCUAUGGCGGUUACGGAGGAGGUUAUGGUGGCGGUUACGGUGGCGGAUGGGGUGGCGGCUACGGUGGUGGCUAUGGCGGUUACGGUGGAGGCUACGGAAAGAAAUACUAAAUACUUGCCCCUCGAUUCAAUUGACACCAACUUUUACUGUUUUACUAUGUUGCAAUAAAAAUUACUAAAUAACUGCAAUUUGUGUCAGUUGGUUCUCUAUCAAUUG
Mya arenaria is the source of this 883-nucleotide messenger RNA. RefSeq names its product ctenidin-3-like. NCBI's taxonomy places the organism in Eukaryota, Metazoa, Mollusca, Bivalvia, Myida, Myidae. The transcript has 3 exons. The record is from RefSeq and is a predicted model, not a curated record. Bases 79 to 777 code for a protein of 232 amino acids.